AUGGCUGCCUCGAUGACGACGACGCAGCCGCCGCCGCCACCCGUCGGCGAAUCGUGGCCGUCGGCGCCGCAGCAACAGCAACAGCCGUUUGAGCUGAACCUGCAGCAUGGCCACAAGGACCUGGUGCAGGCCAUUGCCUUCAACACAUACGGCGACCGCUGCGCCACCGGCUCCGUCGACGGCAAGAUUCGCGUCUUCAACAGGCACAAGGACGGCACGUGGCGCAUCUGCGACACCUGGACAGCACAUGGCGCCGAGGUCCUCGAGCUCCAAUGGCUUCCAUCCACCGUAUAUCCCAACGUGCUCGCAUCGCUCGGCCUCGAAGGGUGGUUCCGUCUGUGGGCCGAGGAUCCGUCCGCAGCGCCUGGUCGUCGGUUCUGCGCCGGGCGCACCUCGUCCGGGCGGCCCAUCUUCGACACGCGCUCCUCGCGCAGCGGCAGCGCCUACCGCUCCUUCAGCAUGUCGCACAACGACGAGACCAAGCACACGUACCUCGCGCUGCUCACGACCGAGGGCCGCCUCGCCGUGUGGGAGACGGAGCAGCCCGAGGCGCUGCACGAGUACACCAGCCUCGACGAGUUCCUCGUGCUGCCGCAGCGGCCGCCGCGCGGCGAGGAGACGGCCUUUACCUGCGUCUUCGACCCCAACCCGGAGCCCUGCUACGCCGCGCUGCGCGCCGGCGUGCCCACCGACGCGCUCGGGCUCGCCGUCGCCGCCAUGGACGUCGUCAGGGUGUACCGCUCGCGGGAUACCGUCGCCGCCAGCUACGGCAUGGACACGGCCAAGAAGGAGUUUUACCUCGCCGUCGAGGUCAGCGGCCACCGCGGCCUCGUGAGGGACAUUGCCUGGGCGCCAGGCAAUAUCCGUGGCUACGACAUGAUUGCCACGGCGUGCCAGGACGGCUACGCACGCGUGUUUCGCAUCGACACCCCCGUCGACAGCCCGGAUCGCCAGUCGUGGGCCAUGAGCGCGCUCAUCACCCCGGAAAGGUCCCUGCAGCAGCAGCGCGCCGCUGCCAAGGCAGCCGCCGCCGCCUCCCUCGGAACGUCCUCGCCCAGCAAGGACUCGGACGGCACGCAGACGCCGCCGCCGCUGCCGCCGCCGCACAGCCACAACCACCACCCCUCCACGCUCAGUGCGAGUCUAGCGAGCAAGGCCGCCGCGGGGAGCACAAGUAGCGGUGCUGCGGACCCGCGGCUCAGGACGGGCCAGCCCGGCCAGCCAGGGACGGUGGCGCACACGGCGCGCGAAAUCUCGCGGCUCGAUAACCACCGCACGCCCGUGUGGCGCGUGGGAUUCGACGACGACGGCCAGAUCCUCGGCACCACGGGCGACGACGGCAAGCUGCUGUGCUAUAGGCAGACGCCUGACGGGGCCUGGGCCAGGAGCUCGGAAAUGGUCAUGAUGAAGACGCGGAUGGCGGCGCCAUGA
Molecule: messenger RNA, 1431 nt
Organism: Cordyceps militaris CM01
Lineage: Eukaryota; Fungi; Ascomycota; Sordariomycetes; Hypocreales; Cordycipitaceae
Product: nucleoporin seh1
Exons: 2
Coding region: 1-1431 (476 amino acids)
Biological process (GO): positive regulation of TORC1 signaling; cellular response to amino acid starvation
Cellular component (GO): Seh1-associated complex; nuclear pore outer ring
Molecular function (GO): structural molecule activity; protein binding
Source: RefSeq, a predicted model, not a curated record